CCUCUGUCAGCGGACAUCGCCGUGGCCACCCGCGCAGAUGAGGACGGAGACACGCCACUCCACAUUGCCGUGGUGCAGGGCAAUCUGCCAGCUGUGCAUCGACUCGUCAGCCUCUUCCAGCAUGGGGGCCGGGAGCUGGACAUCUACAACAACCUCAGGCAGACGCCGCUACACCUGGCUGUGAUCACCACUUUGCCGUCUGUGGUCCGGCUACUGGUGAUGGCCGGUGCCAGCCCCAUGGCCCUGGACCGCCAUGGCCAGACAGCAGCCCACUUGGCGUGUGAGCACCGCACGCAGCCCGAUCUGCCUGCGGGCCCUGCUGGACAGCGCGGCCCCGGGCACAGGGGACCUGGAGGCCCGCAAUUAUGACGGUCUCACUGCCCUGCACGUGGCCGUGAACACCGAGUGCCACGAAGCGGUGCUGCUCUUGCUGGAGCGUGGCGCGGAC
Molecule: messenger RNA, 448 nt
Organism: Myotis davidii
Lineage: Eukaryota; Metazoa; Chordata; Mammalia; Chiroptera; Vespertilionidae
Product: B-cell lymphoma 3 protein
Exons: 3
Molecular function (GO): protein binding
Source: RefSeq, a predicted model, not a curated record